GCCUUUCAGGAUCAUUGCAAGGCAUAUGGGAACACGACACCGAGCCCUUAUAUCUCUGUUCAUACAUCUAUUGCUCGUCUCAUUAGAUACAUAGUGUCUCGUAAUUUUCAUCAAGAUUAGGAGAACGAACUUUGCACCAUUUUCGUCAUUUCACUUAAUAAAUUAAAUCAACUAGGUAUUUAAGCAACUUGUACGGAUGAUAUCCUGGCUAGUUAUAACAGGGAAUAUAAAAAAAAUCCCUCGAGAUUUCAAUGGGAAAAUGGAGUCUGUUUUGUGACGAAUAGUCAUUGGUUAGUUGAGAGGUGGAUACUAGAUCGGGCGAUCGUGGGUGAGAUGGAGAUGCAGAGAUUUUUGGAGAUAGCAAAGGAGAGAGGGGUAGAUAGUGACAAGAUGGGGGAGUUGCCUCCGAAUUCGCCAUUGUUGGAGAAGAAUAUUGGAUUGGAGAAGUGGCCAGUCAGGUGGGGUGACGGGAUGAAUAGAAACGGGGAUGAGAAGAGUGUAAGAUUUGGAUUUGAAACUGCUUUGGGGUUGGGGUCAGGAAUUGAGGCGCAAGAUGCUGGUUCUAGUAUUUCCAGAUCCGAACCUGAUGCCUCGAGUGAGGAUAUACAAAACAUAAUGUCGCACCUGCAGCUGUGAUAUAGGACUUUGAAUUUGAUUUGAACGCAGGGCGUUCAAGUACAUAACUAUAGAUUUGUAUAUUGUGGUAUGUGAUUUCAUUUUUGAGGCUAGAGGGAGUGGUUGAAGCAUGGAACACCAGAAUAGAUUAUUUUAUUGGAGGAGAAUAACUGUUUAUUGUUGAUCAUGAUCAUGAUGAUGAUAGAAUUCCGCGUUUUCUA
This is a messenger RNA of Sclerotinia trifoliorum, 836 nucleotides long. The record is from the annotation of a GenBank genome assembly. Lineage: Eukaryota; Fungi; Ascomycota; Leotiomycetes; Helotiales; Sclerotiniaceae.